Cannabis sativa is the source of this 540-nucleotide messenger RNA. RefSeq lists its product as uncharacterized. The record is from RefSeq and is a predicted model, not a curated record. The transcript has 3 exons. NCBI's taxonomy places the organism in Eukaryota, Viridiplantae, Streptophyta, Magnoliopsida, Rosales, Cannabaceae. Bases 1 to 540 code for a protein of 179 amino acids.
AUGGCAGAAGCUUUGAUGAACCAAAAGCAACAUAUUGAGACCAUUAUUUCUAAGCAAUCAAGUGAAGUCAAAAAAGAAUAUCGAACUCGGUUGGAUGCAUCAAUAGCUUCUGUACGAUUUCUUUUACGGCAAGGACUUGCAUUUCGUGGACAUGAUGAAUCUAAUGCCCCUGAAAAUCUAAAAUUAACAUCACCUGACAUUCAGUUUGAUAUCAUUAAUGCUGCUGCAGAGCAAAUGGCUAUUGUGUUGCGUUAUGUGGAUAAGAAUGGACAUCUUAUUGAACGAUUCAUUGUCAUUGAACAUGUUUCUACCACCACAACUUUGACUCUUAAGGCUACGAUUGAUAAACUAUUUUCAAGAUAUGGGUUGAUUAUCUCAAUGAUAAGAAGACAAGGUUAUGAUGGAGCAAGUAAUAUGCAAGGCGAGUUCAAUGGUCUAAAAGCACUAAUUUUGAAGGAAAAUUCUUGUGCUUUUUACAUUCAUUGCUUUGCUCAUCAACUACAAUUAGCUCUUCUAGCUGUGGCUAAAAAACAUAUUUAG